Molecule: messenger RNA, 758 nt
Organism: Salvelinus sp. IW2-2015
Lineage: Eukaryota; Metazoa; Chordata; Actinopteri; Salmoniformes; Salmonidae
Gene: cc2d1a
Product: coiled-coil and C2 domain containing 1A
Biological process (GO): regulation of transcription by RNA polymerase II
Cellular component (GO): nucleus
Molecular function (GO): RNA polymerase II cis-regulatory region sequence-specific DNA binding; DNA-binding transcription repressor activity, RNA polymerase II-specific
Source: RefSeq, a predicted model, not a curated record
AGUUCCCAUGGCUACAUUGAGCGUUAUGGCGGCUCGUGUAUGAAGACCUUGAUGAUGAUGAUGAUGAUGAUCUGGAGGAUGAUGAUGAUCUCCUGGCUGAGCUGAAUGAGGUGUGGAGGACGAUGAUGAUGAAGAGGUUCAGAAACCUGCCACCCCUCCCAGCUCAACUCCACCCCCCGCUCCACCCCCACACUCCCAGCACUCCUAGUGGUACAACCGGGCUGGAGGCCUGCCUGGCUGAACGCAUUGACAUGUACCAGACAGCCAUCUCCAACGCCAAUGCAGAGGGGGAGACCAGCAAGGCUCGCAGAUACGACCGCGGAUUGAAGACGUUGCAGUCCAUGAUGACGUCAGCCAAGAAAGGAAAACCGAUCAACGAAGAGGAAAUCCCGCCUCCUGUCUCCACAGGUGGAAAGCCUUCCCCAGCCCCCGUGCAGCAGCCUGAACCAAUCAAAGAGCGGGGGCUGCCAACCCCAGUGCUGACACCCUCCCCGUUCACCAAUCAGAAGCCUCUGAGGGAGGCUCCGUCUGUUGCCCCGCCUCCCAAGCCCCGCCUCCUGGUCCCCCCUCAGAAACACACUGCCGUUACCCCGGAUACGCCCGCAAUCUCCCCCCUCACCCCCAUUCAACCAGACGCACGGCACUCAGAGUUGAAGCAGUGUGUUCUAAACAGACAGAGGGAGUAUAAGCUGGCAGCCCUCCACGCCAAGCAGGGAGGAGAGUCAGAGCUGGCCAGACAACACUACCACAUCGCCAAG